GCCUGUUCAUUCACCUCCAACCAUCAACAGGGGUCAUACCUAUCACUUACAGCGAGGGCAACACAAUCAUUUCCACAAUCAUUUUCAGGACUCUAAAUACAUCUCGGAUUAACUUCCAUUGCGAGAUCACAUUUUUAUUUUAUUUUAUCAUGGACAUCUUAUUAUAACAUUUGAAUAUUCCUUAUUAUAACAUUUGAAUAUUUCAAAAUACUUUAUUAUUUUUCAAAUUCGCUGCAGAGAGUUUCAAAUACAUCAUUUUUUGAUUAGCAAUUUAUCAAUUGUGCACCUGGUAAUUUAGGAGAUGGUGUCUCGGUUGCAGAUAUUGCUCUUGUUGUGGUGUGCGGUCGCUCUCACUUGGGCACAAGUUGCAUUCAGCGACGUAAUGGAUAAUGGAAUAAAAGAGGAACUAGAACAGACCGACGGACCACUGCUAGAUGAUGAGAUGGACAACCAGGAGAACGUUUUAACUCAGCUGCUGGGAGAUUAUGACAAAGUGAAAACACUGUCGGAAGGCUCAGACUGUCGCUGUAAAUGUGUUGUCAGACCGCUGAGCAGAAGUGCCUGCCGGCGGAUAGAGGAGGGCACCGCUAAGCCCGAAGACUUUUACACAGUGGAGACCCAAUCGGGGCCCAGUUGUAAAAAGUGUGCCUGUAUAGCCCCGCCCUCUGCUCUGAAUCCCUGUGAGGGAGAUUACAGGUUCAAGAAGCUGCAGGAGGCGGGGAAAGAUGACAUCAAGCUCUCAACAGUAAUGGAGUUACUGGAGGGAGCGUUUUACGGGAUGGAUCUAUUAAAGUUGCACUCAGUUACAACCAAACUCCUCAACCGGGUUGACAAUAUAGAAAAGACCUUUUCUUGUAACCACACGGAGAAGGAUAAAGUGAGUAUGAGGAGCCCCUCUAGUGAGGAAAAGGAGAGAGAGAAGGAGAGAAGAGCCCAGCAGUGGAUGGAAAAGAGAAAACGUCUGACUGAGCUGGAGCCGUCCCUGCAGAAGGAUACAGCUGCAGCUUAUGCUAACACAGAGAAGAAGUAUGAGGAGCGCUACAUUGGGGCCAAGGGCCAGGGGACCACCAGGCCCAUGCUGAAGAGGAGCCAGCAGCAAAAAAGGGAGGAGCCCCAGAGGCCCCUGAACGGCAUGGUCAUCAGAGGAGUGACUUUCUACAAGGCCAACACGGUGGACGAUGGAGCCGCUGAGGAGCUCACAGCAGACGAAGCCCUGAGCGGUGAUGGUUCCAUGGACCUGCUCAUCGAUGACCAGCUCCUGAGACCCACCCAGCCCAGACCUGUAGCAGGCACCCAGACACCAACAUCACAAGACAGGAAGUGGAACCCAGACAACCAGGCCACUCGUGCCUCCAAAACAGCCCCUAGUCCCCAAGGGAAUCCCACCACAUCUGCCCCAAGAGCUACCAAGACACCAUCAACCACUGUCUUCAUCCCGACCACAACCAUUCCAACCACAACUACGACCGCAGCAACCAUCACUACUACAAAGGUUGCGACAAGCGCAAGCACCACUCAACCAGUGGCCACUACGAAACCUGAAACCUUGUCUGUUUUGACCACGUCUCUAACCGCUGCAGUGCGACAGGUCAACAGCACCACAGCCCCACCCAGCAAGGUGACUGGUGCACCCAAACCCAAGCAUCACAUCAGCUGGACAGAGGGCCACUCAGAGGUCCCCUCGGCGAUCCCUAAAGUCCCUGGCAUGUGCAAAGACACUCUGGCCUCCAUCUCGGACCCAGUGACCCAUAACACCUACGGCCGGAAGGAAGGGGCCUGGAUGAAGGACCCAAAAGGCAACGGAAAUGUCAUAUAUGUCACCAACUACUACUACGGUAACCACCUACUGGAAUUCCGCGACAUGGACAACUUCAAACAAGGACACUUCACCAAUUCCUACAAGCUACCGUACAACUGGAUCGGCACAGGCCACGUGGUGUACAACGGAGCUUUCUAUUACAACCGCGCCUUCUCCCGUGACAUCAUCAAGUUCGACCUGCAUCUGCUCUACGUGGCGGCCUGGACGACGCUGCACGAUGCCGUGUUAGAGGAGGAGGACGCCUCCUGGAGGUGGCGAGGACACUCGGAUAUCGACUUUGCGGUGGAUGAGAGCGGCCUGUGGUUAGUGUACCCUGCUCUGGAUGAGGAGGGCUUCCAUCAGGAAGUAAUCAUCCUAAGCCGUGUGAACCCGACCGACCUCAGCCUCCAGAGUACGUUCAGAACGGGCCUGAGGAGACACUUCUACGGAAACUCCUUUGUCAUUUGUGGUGUCCUGUAUGCAGUGGACAACUACGAACGCACCCACGCCAAUAUAUCCUACGCCUUCGAUACGCACACACACACCCAGAUGAUCCCCAGAAUACCUUUCACAAACAACUACACAUACACGACGCAAAUCGACUACAACCCCAAGGACAAAAAGCUGUAUGCAUGGGACAACGGUCACCAGGUGACCUACAAUGUUAUAUUUGCAUAUUAAAAAGCAGACGAGUAGUGAUCCAUAUAAUAAAGGGACGAGCACUUAUUUGUAUUAAAUAUCCUAAAUAUAUACACUACCAUUCAAAAGUUUAAGAACACCUACUCCUUAAGAACACCUACCUAAGACAUCAAAACUAUGAAAUAACACAUGGAAUCAUGUAGUAACCAAAAAAGUGUUAAACAAAUCAAAAUAUAUUUUUUUAUUUGAGAUUCUUCAAUUAGCCACCCUUUGCCUGGAUGACAGCUUUGCACACUCUACUUUAACCAGCUUCACCUGGAAUGCUUUUCCAACAGUCUUGAAAGAGAUUCCACAUAUGCUGAGCACUUGUUGGCUGCUUUUCCUAGACUUUGCAGUCCGACCCAUCGCAAACCAUCUAAAUUUGGUUGAGGUCGGGGGAUUGUGGAGGCCAGGUCAUCUGAUACAGUACUCCAUCACUCUCCUUCUUGGUCAAAUAGCCCUUACACAGCCUGGAGGUGUCCUGUUGAAAAACAAAUGAUAGUCCCAGUAAGUCCAAACCAGAUGGGAUGGCGUAUCGCUGCAGAAUGUUGUGGAAGCCAUGCUGGUUAAGUGUGCCUUGAAUUCUAAAUAAAUCCCAGACAGUGUCACUAGCAAAGCAUCCCCACACCAUAACACCUCCUCCUCCAUGCUUCACGGUGGGAAAUACACAUGUGGAGAUCAUCCGUUCACCCACACCGUGUCUCACAAAGACAUGGCAGUUGGAACCAAAAAUCUCUAAUUUGGACUCCAGGCCAAAGGACAAAUUUCCAGCGAUCUAAUGUCCAUUCCUCGUGUUUCUUGGCCCUAGCAAGUCUCUUCUUUUAUUGGUGUCCUUUAGUGGUUUCUUUGCAGCAAUUCAAUCAUGAAGGCCUGAUUCACACAGUCUACUCUGAACAGUUGAUGUUGAGAUGUGGGCUGCAAUUUCAGAGGCUGGUAACUAAUGAACUUAUCCUCUGCAGGCAGAGGUAACUGGUUAUUCCUUUCCUGUGGUGGUCCUCGUGAGAGCCAGUUUUAUAUCACUUGAUGGUUUUUGUGACUGAUUGGCUCAAACGCAUUAAGAAAUUUACAAAUUAACUUUGAACAAAGCACACCUGUUAAUUGAAAUGCAUUCCAGUUGACUACCUCAUGAAGCUGCUUGAGAGAAUGCCAAGAGUGUGCAAAGCUGUCAAAGGCAACGGGUGGCUAUUUGAAGAAUCUCAAAUAUAUUUUGAUUUGUUUGGUUACUACAUGUCUUAUUUCAUAGUUGUCUUCACUAUUAUUCUACAAUGUUUAAAAAAAAUAAAGCAAAACCCUUGAAUGAGUAGGUGUUCUCAAACCUUUGAAUGGUAGUGUACAUUUGAUGUCUUAGUGGAUUGUAGAUCAGUCUACAGGGCCAUUGUGUUUUGCACUUUAUAAUCUCUGCUCUGUUUGUUUUUUUUCUCAAAAUGUCUCCCAUUUUGUCCCAACACACGUUAUUGUAUUUUUAUAUUUAAUGGUCACCAUUUAACUGCCCAAAUGGCAGCAGGCAAGAUCAUUCAGCGAAGUAAGACACAGUUAUUUCUUACUGCUUGUUAGAAGUUUAAAACGUGUAUGUUGUGUAUACUGUAAUUUAAAAUGAAGCUUUUAAAAAAAUAAAUGCCUUCAAACAUGAAUACUGA
This is a messenger RNA of Oncorhynchus keta (chum salmon), 4113 nucleotides long. RefSeq names its product olfactomedin-like protein 2B. The transcript is spliced from 8 exons. NCBI's taxonomy places the organism in Eukaryota, Metazoa, Chordata, Actinopteri, Salmoniformes, Salmonidae. The record is from RefSeq and is a predicted model, not a curated record. Bases 302 to 2479 code for a protein of 725 amino acids. Gene Ontology annotation, biological process: signal transduction.